CUCGUGACACCGACUAGGACUGAUUACGAUCGGCCCGGAGGGGACACGCUUCUGAAGUUGGCUGUCCAUUUUAGAGUAAUAUUAUCGUGAGUUCUCGUCGACGGUAUUUCUGGCAAGCGAACCUUUUCCUGAAAGUAACGGUCGGUUGGACGGUGCUUCGGGGUAGUCACUUUCAACGCGGCAUCUGUUCGAGGGAAACGCUUCUAGAGUGACUCGCGAUAGUCUCAACAUCUUGCCGAACCAUCGUCUUGUCCGAAAAUUAUUCGUUUAAAUUCGAUAGGCUUACCUUGCUUACGUAUAGUACGUUGGAACGAUCGAAUAACCGAAUUCGUGUGCGGUCGGUUGUGGAAAUACGAGUCGACUCGUGACUGGUCAGCUAGCUGUUAAUUUCGAAUGGAUACCCGCUGCAGGAGACACGCGUCUAUCGCCGGAUUAGACCUGUCCGAUCCUGAUCGGACGAGGAACGUUCGUUCUCGCGUGAUUGACAGUAGACGGCAAGAAAUACAGAGACGAUGGCUCGGAUUAACGCGGUAGCUUCGCGAAACCCUGACCUCGCGGAGGAGUUCGACUCGGAAGAAGCCGGAGAUCUCAUAGUUCUCGGAGAACCGAUACACCUCGGAAUGUACAGGAUCGAGAAAUCUAAUGGCGAGAGAACCGAUAUAUCUUCAAUCUGUUCUUAGAACGUUACAACGACGAACAGAGAGGUCCUCUCCUGGCCGAUACCCUAAAGACAAGUACCUAGAUUUGGAUUUAAACGGUAUUUCGAGGGGAUCGAUGGAAUUGAUAAAAUCCAUAGAAAUCUUUCGUCUCCGAUGAAAAUGUAUAGAGUUCGGGUUCGAGUGGCAGCAGUUCCUUAGAGGAUCAGUCGCGAGAAGGUAGCACCGCGAAAAGUGGAGCGCGUGGAUCAAUUGUCCGACCGAGGCGGCGUCGCGCAAACGAACCACGCAUAUUUUCACCUGACCAAGUACGAUUCGGGGGAAUCUUCGAGCGCGAAACACGCGUGUAAUUGCACAGUGAACGACCAGGUGACGGAAAGUCGGGAGAGAAAGGUCGGCCAGCCGUUCGCCGAGCGUUCUACGCCAUUGGCGGUGCAGCAGCGUCGUCUCCUCGUCGAGUGACAGCAGCCCGAGGAAUCGAGCGAGCCUGAUCAUCGGCCGCCUCCGACGAGCAUUCCAAGUCGCAGCCAGCCAUCGGAGGAGCAGCGAGAGUACCGGACGCGCAGUGCCCUGGUCAAGAUUCAAGGAUGUGACCUCGGAUUCUCCUGCAUCCGCGUUCCCCCCGCAAAGGGAUGUUCUCCUCCGCGUGCACCAGCUGCACCGACGCCGAGGAGGACGCCGAGGAUGUGGAGAACGACGUGGCGGACACCAUCGCGCAGUCGUCUGAUUACUUGCCGUCGGGUCUCCGUGAUAACGCGCGCGAUCACCUGGAAGGACUGCGGUUAGAUGGGUCAUCGGUCGCGCGUCCACCAGCCGAGGACACUUCCGCGAGGCCAGCGACGCCGUGGUCGCCGCCUCGAUAAAUCCGAACCGCCGUCCCCUUCGUUUCCCAGCUCGCUGUUCUCCUCCUCCCGCAGCCGGCCCAUCCGCUCCUCCGCCUCCUUCUCCGCCUCGUCGUCAUCGUCGUCGUGGUCGUCGCUCGCAUCCCGGGAACCGGCUAAGCCCACGCCCGGCGCCGGACCGGACACCGAGCCGGCCGCGAAUCGGAGGGGAACCGAACGCGCCGAGGAACGAGCAGCGUCCAGGUGACGAAAGCACGGAACCAGUGCCAUCUCCCAAGCUACCCACGAGAGAGAGGUCCGAUAAUCGUCAUUGUCAUACCGUAUACCGUUAAAAAACGUUCUAGGAAGUGAUCGAGGAAGCUCCCCAGGCCGCCGAGCUCGAGGCCCCGUAUAAAGCCGCGCGUCCAAGUGUCGGUGUUCGCGGGCCGACACCCAAUUCGGAACUUGUUGAAUGGAUCGGUGGUGGUAGGCGUACGCUCGGUUGCCCCCUUAGCCCGGGACCGGUCGACCCGCGACUCGGAACCAACCCACGAUGCUGAUUUGCCCGCGGGUCAUGACAUUCAGUUAGUGUUGUGUGUCGUGGCCGGCCUGUACGUCGCGGUUCGCUCUCCGACCGGGGCACCCGGGAAGAGGGAACGGAGGGAGAGAGAGGGAAAGGGUGAAGGAGUGAGUGAGACCAACAGAGAAGACGAAGAAGACGAAGAAGAAGAAGAAGAAGAAGAAGAAGAAGAAGAAGAAGAAGAAGAAGGAGAGGCGGUUACCGAGGAAAGAGGAUCCAGAGAUGAGGCGUGCGAAACAGCCCGUGUUUAGCGUAGCCGCAAGAGGCUGGCCUAGGUCCUGAUAGCCGCUGCGACCAGGAUCCGGGGAUCAUUCAAGGUGAAAGGAUGCCAGGGGGGCGCAGGGGCCUGGUCGCCCCGCAAAACACAUUCUUGGAGAACAUCAUACGACGGAACAGCAGUCAACCUGACAGCAGUUUUCUCCUGGCGAACGCUCAGAUCGUCGACUUCCCUAUUGUCUAUUGCAACGAAAGCUUUUGCAAAAUCUUUGGCUAUGAUCGUGCCGAGGUUAUGCAAAAGUCCUGCCGCUGCGGAUUCAUGUACGGGGAGUUGACGGACAAAGAGUUGAUCGCCAGGAUAGAGGAAUGCCUCGAGGGCCAGAUACACGAUCAAUUCGAGAUCCCGCUCUACAAGAAGAACAGUGCUCAACGAGGUAUGUCUAGCACAGGUUCGCAAAUGAGCGCUCGAAAGACCCACCACGUGAGCAAGAGACGACACACGUACAAGGAUCGUCGAACGAUCCCUGGACCAAGGGGCGCCCAUAAUGAGAGGACAUUAUUCGACCUCCCGCCUACUCUUGAAUUCAAAACACCGCUAUGGCUGAUCCUGCAAAUAGCGCCGAUCAAAAACGAACGGGACCUGGUGGUCCUGUUCCUGCUGACCUUCCGGGACAUCACUACCCAAAAGCAGACAAUCGAGGCGGACGACAGCAAGAGCGGCCUAUCCAAGUUCGCGAAACUCGCCAGAUCGGUCACCAGGUCCAGAUCCGUUCUUGUCUCACAGUUCAGCUCCCAUCUGCCAGCCCUCAAGGACUCCGCGUUGCCGACCACUGCGAAACAAUCGCAUCUAACUCACUUAUUGACCUUAAGCGGCGACGUAAUGCCGCAGUACAGGCAGGAGGCGCCGAAGACACCGCCGCACAUUUUGUUACAUUACUGCGCGUUCAAGGCGAUCUGGGACUGGAUCAUUUUGUGUUUGACCUUUUACACGGCCAUCAUGGUGCCCUACAACGUCGCGUUCAAGAACAAGACCAGCGAGGACGUAUCGCUGCUGGUGGUCGACAGCAUCGUCGACGUCAUAUUCUUCAUCGACAUCGUCCUCAACUUUCACACGACGUUCGUCGGCCCCGGCGGUGAAGUAGUGUCCGACCCAAAGGUGAUCAGGAUGAACUACCUGAAGUCCUGGUUCGUGAUCGACCUGCUGAGCUGCCUGCCGUACGACGUGUUCAACGCGUUCGACCACGACGAGGACGGCAUCGGCAGCCUGUUCUCCGCGCUGAAGGUGGUGCGUUUGCUCCGUCUAGGUCGCGUGGUCCGCAAACUAGACCGGUAUCUGGAGUAUGGAGCCGCGAUGCUCAUUCUUCUGCUCUGUUUCUACAUGUUGGUUGCUCACUGGCUGGCCUGUGUCUGGUACGUCACUUUAAGGUACUCGAUAGGACGAUCGGACGCGGACAACGGUGUCCAGUACUCCUGGCUGUGGAAGCUGGCGAACGUCACCCAGUCACCGUACAGCUACCUGUGGACCAAUACGAGCACCGCGCCGGAACUGGUCGCCGGCCCGUCCCGCAGGACGAUGUACGUCACCGCGCUCUACUUCACGAUGACCUGCAUGACCUCGGUGGGCUUCGGGAACGUCGCCGCGGAGACCGACAACGAGAAGAUCUUCACCAUUUGCAUGAUGAUUAUCGCCGCCCUGCUGUACGCCACAAUCUUCGGUCACGUGACCACGAUAAUUCAACAAAUGACCUCCGCGACCGCGAAGUACCACGACAUGCUGAACAACGUGAGGGAGUUCAUGAAGCUGCACGAAGUGCCGAAGGCGCUCAGCGAGCGCGUCAUGGACUACGUUGUGAGCACCUGGGCGAUGACCAAGGGCCUAGACACCGACAAAGUGCUCAACUACUGCCCGAAAGACAUGAAGGCGGACAUCUGUGUUCAUUUGAAUCGAAAAGUCUUCAACGAACACCCGGCGUUCAGGCUGGCCUCCGAUGGUUGUUUGCGUGCCCUGGCGAUGCACUUCACGAUGUCGCACAGCGCCCCCGGCGACCUGCUGUACCACACCGGCGAGUCGAUCGACUCGCUCUGCUUCAUCGUGACCGGUAGCCUCGAGGUGAUCCAGGACGACGAGGUGGUCGCGAUCCUCGGCAAGGGGGACGUGUUCGGGGACAGCUUCUGGACGAACCCGUCCGUGGGACAGAGCGCGGCGAACGUCCGCGCCCUCACCUACUGCGACCUUCACACGAUCAAGAGGGACCGGCUGCUGGAGGUGCUGGAUUUUUACCAGGCGUUCGCGAACUCGUUCGCCAGGAACCUUGUUCUGACCUACAACCUGAGCCAUCGGUUAAUAUUCCGGAAGGUGGCCGACGUCCGGCGAGAGAAAGAGCUGGCCGAGAGGAGGAAGAACGAGCCGCAGCUGGAUCAAGCGCAGGAUCACCUGGUGCGCAAAAUUUUCUCGAGGUUCAAGACCGACGGGGAUGCCCAGAUCGGCGUGACCAGGGCCGCAAACGGACGGUCCCAGCAGGAUUCCGACGAGGAGCUCACCGUGAACGUCCUGCCGCCCUGGCCCAGUUUUAGGCAAUUUCAUUUCUUACGUAUUUAUUUAUCUUCUUCAUUCUUUUUUAUUGCCAUCUUUGCUACUUCUUACGUAUAAUAAUUAUAUUUGGAGAAUUCUCUUGAAGAAAGAAAGAAAGAAAGAAAGAACGAACGAACGAAACGAAACGAGAACGAAACUAGAACGAUACGGAACGAUACGCAACGAAACGAAACGGAACGGAACGGAACGGAACGAAACGAAAUGAAAAGAUAAAGGACAGCGAUACGAAUGUGUAACCUUUUAAAGAUCACGAGAACGAACACUCUCUGGUUGUAUAUAAUAUAUAUACAUAUAUAUACGUAUAUGCAUAUAUAUAUUAUAGAGAACUACUUAAUCUUAUCGACUUUAAUUGUUACUGUUCGAUCGAUUCGAUUUAUUAUUCUUCUUCUCAUUAUGAUUAUAUUCAAUCAUCGUUAUUAUUAUUGUAUAUCGUUACAUAUAUAUUAUUAUUCUUAUUGUUAUUAUUAUUAUUAUUGUUGUUGUUGUUAUUCUUAUAUUAUUAUUAUACUCGUCAACUGUGACUUUUUACAUUAUAUGUAUAUAAUAUACACGCGGACGUUCUUGUAACACAACCGCGGUACGUCGAUUUACCCGCGCGAGAACAGUCGUUGGAACCGUUGAUCGACGGACAUUUUUCUUUUUCCGCGGCGAACCGUUUGAAGGACAGCCGCGUGAUUUUUCUCGCGUCUCAUAGAUCGGGUUUGGGAAAUUUCCCUCAUUCGAGAGAUCUCGGGCGACCUCGCCACUUUUUGCUCUUUUUUUUCGUCUCGAACGAAAUCGUUGAAGACUCCGUCGGAAGAGAGGGUAUCACGGAUGUGCAAUCGCUGUACACACGCUUGAAAGAGACAACUGAUAUAUAUAUACUACUAUCUAUAUAUAUAUAUAUAUAUAUAUAUAUAUUAAUUCUAUUUUCACAGCACGUCCACGAAACACCCCCGCCUGGCCGAAUCAAGACCCCGCCCCCGCAGGGGACCGUAGAGACGCGCACGUAGACCACUCAGUAUGCAUAGACCACUCACGGCGACGAUCCUCGUCGGCGAGAUCGAUAGAUAGAGCUCGUGGCCGCCGGCAACGAGGCGUCGUUCGACCGACCGCCUCUUGUCGUCGCACCUCGAGAAACCCAAAGUUUCGAUCGACUCGGAGAUGAUCAUGGCUAACAGCAUCGCACGCUCGCGAUAAUCGGCCAAUCGACGCCGUCGGUUCCUCGGGGAACCCUCGAGUUUCUUAAUCUAGAGAUACCGCUAACGAACACCCCCUGUGCGUACGUAUCGAGAUCGGCUCGUUAGUCUUUGCUUCCUCGAUUAGUGCCAAAGAAACGAUCGAAUCAAUGGUACGGAAGAGAAAUCGAGUUGAAUCUUCGCGAGACCCAGUGUUUCCGAGGCGCGCGGAAAAGUCAAAGUCCCUCGCCCGUGAUCGUUUCCCAGUAAGUAUACGGAAGUCUCAUCUUCCCUUCUCUUAUCUUCUAAAGAAAGACUCCUCUGGGAAGACCGAGACGUUUCAGCUUCCACCAGUAGCCUACAGCUUUCCGUUUCGUUUUUGUAGACCAGCGGUUCCCAACCUCUCUCUCCCCGUGCCCCUUGAUCAGGCUUUUCAACUCCAAAUCCCCCCGCAGCAUCCCUUCCAUUUUCUUAAGUUAGCUAAACAAUGAGAAGGCUUUCAUCUUCGACUUUGCAUCUCACAGUUUUUACCCAUUUCAUCCUCCACGGAAGCAAAAGUACGUCGCCUCGUUUCUACGUUUUCAUUUUGACUCUGUAACAUUGGUCACGGUGUUCCUCGCCGUGAGCAGUGUUACGUUAGGUUGAGAACCGCUGCCCUGCCGUAGAUAGACGACCCAGGCGGACCCGCGUGCUCGUAAGGAAACUGUGUAUCUAUCUCCACCUAUUCCCUUCUCUCAGGUGCGAGCGUCGCGACGGGGCUCGAUUCGGCCAGGCGUGUCGCGUCCGGCCAGGAUGCGUGUACACAUCACCACCCGGUGGCCAUAUAAUACAAUCUUUGCCAUUUUCUGGCGAUCACUGCAGUUCUGACGAAUGCUAGAGUGCUGUAAGAUAUACGGCUUUAGAGGGUUAUGCGCAUUUUUCUCCCACCUCGUGCAUGUAUGCGUAACACGCGCGCGAGCCCCGCCGUGCGCGUGCUUACGCAUACGUGUACACUUUUAGCGGACAACCAAGAUUGUAUAGUGCGGCCUCGAGGGCUGCGCAACUAUUUCGCUUGAUUCUACGAGUAAAACGGCAUCGUUCGGUCAGGUGUAGCACUAGAACUACCGACCACUUGAAUAGACUUUUCAAAUGUCUCCAUGGAAGCUGUAAACCCGCGCGUAUUAAGGUUUCAAUCGACUUCUAUUUCAAUUCAGGUAUCGCCUAAGCUCCAAUGAUUUUUCGAAGACUUGUCUGCGCCUUGGUAAUUGCAAAAGAUUUAAUCAGGAAUAGGUCAGGUUCACCGAUCUGCUGGUAGUACCGUUGAUGCCUCCUUUCGAAUUUUGAAUGACGUACAGUAAUUGCACUGCAAAUCUACGCGUUUAUAUUACAUAGAAAUACAAAAGAAGCGCAAAACGGAAUGAAAUUCAAUAGAAAGCUCGCUUCGGUCCACAUUUCACUCGAACUUCUGCGAAUUCCAUCUGAAAACUUUUCCUCGCGAAGACACCGGGUCUGACAGUAAUAACCAAUCCUACUACGGGAGAAAAAGAAAGUUUCGAAGUUGUUGCCAUUAACAAUAUGUCAUUUCCCGGAGAAUAAUAUCCACGACGCGGAACCGCAAGGGGUAACGCUAGAACUACCGGACCAGCUCGGAACCGCCCAUUCCGCGAUGCUUCUACAAUUACUGAGAAGCUAACAGACACUUGUCUAACGAGCUAAUGAACGGAUUUAGUAAUACACGAUCUACGUCGGAAAUCAAUCGAAACCUCGCGCCAUUGGAGUCUCCGUAGAAAACUAAAACGAAGCGAAUUUGAUUGCUCCAGUAGUUGCAGUAGUCCUAGUGUCACGAAGCGACAGACGCACGAGCACAGCCGGUGUCGUCGAACGAAAGUUUCAUUCCGUCCUCGGAGUUCCACGGGAGCGAAAUAAGUGGCGAAGUCCUCGCUGCGCCUCGAGCAUCCGAUCCUUUUACGAUUUUAUGCAACGCCGAAUGCAUGUGACGUACACACUCUAGGAUUCAAAUUUCUCUCUCUCUCUCUCUCUCUCUGUCUGUCUCUCUACCUGUUUCUCUAUCUAUCUAUCUAUCUCUCUGUCUGUCCCUCUCUCUCUCUAUCUCUAUCUCUCCAACUCUCUGUCACCUGUACUACUUAUAUAUAGAUAUAUGUGUACACAUAUACAUAUGUUUCUAAAUAUAUGUAUGUAUACGCAUAUAUAUUUCUAUACCUUACACAGCGACACACAAAACACACACGUACAUACACGUACAUACGCAUUAUAUGAUAAUGUUCCGGUGUCGGCUGGCGGCUGCUUGAAAAACUGCCGGACUGCAGUUCGCAUUCUCGUCGAACAGUUUGCGUGUACCGCAAAGAACCGGUUAGCGUACCUCGGUCGUGGCAUGUCUUUGUGCAUGAUAGAUACUUAGAGUUACUUAGAACACUUUACACCGAGCGAGGUGGUCGCGAACGAGGCACUCCCAAAGUUGAUCAGGCAGCUCGCGGCACCGAUUACGAUACCGUAUGUCAUCCGACGUCCCGUCGAUCAACUUGGAUCGUGACCGGCUGCUGGAAGAUGAUCGGUAGACCCUGCCACAGGGGACGAUGAACGUCGACGGAAAGGAUGAGCACCGUCGGGAAUUUUCCAUGGAUUCAUGGUUUUGCUCGCGAAGUAUCAAUGACGAGUUCCGGUGAAGUUAGGAACGCGAGAGGUUCGACGAUUUGCCACGCGAAAAGAAUGAGAACCGUUCGCGAACUCCGAUCGGUCAACCCGAUAUUUACUGAUUCGCGUCGAUUCGUUAUUCCGGUCGGGAGUCCUCUCGGCAAUAAUUCAAACUCCGAUGCUCCCUGCGAGCCGAGAGUCUAAUUACGGCGCUGCUGUCCACCGCUCGCCAGUUCCUAAGUCGGUCGAUCCGGGCUGAAAAGCGUCGCGAUAACGCGUCCCGAUGAUUCGCUGGAAAAUCCGAGUAGCCCGGUCUCCGCCGCGCGGAAAUCGGAAUCGGUGAUUAGGAGCCUCUUGCAUGAUAAAUUGCGACCUCGUGUUAUUGGUAAACUGGAGCAAGCGAAUUCUCGUUCUUUCUGGCUACUUCUUUGCAAUCUAAACUAAGAUAUAGCAUUUGUUUUCUAUACUGUAACUGUGUCGGUCUGCUGGAACUGAUCUAAUUGAGAAUGAAAUUCUUGCGAUUUUCUGGAAACCUUCUAUUUUGUACUCCCUUUUUGAUAAUCUUUGUUCGAACAACUGCAUGAAGAUUACUUGUAAGUUAGUGUUACCGUCGUAUAAGAGGUUUUUGAUCGAUCGUUCGCGACCAAUGGUAGAUAACUCCGAGAUUUCUCAAGCAACUUUGAAACGUGCGAGUGUCACGAUCGAUGGUUGAUCGACAACGGCCGUCCCUCCCGUAUGUUUUAUCGGCAUCUUUAUCACCACUGCGACUACUGUCUUUCGAAUCCCGUAGGCACACCAAAGUAGGUUGCUCGUGAACACACCGCUGGAGCUGUUUUCCCUUUUUCUAGCCUCAGUAGAACGAACUUGACUCAUCUUUUACCACCAAGAGAAUCAGAAAAGCAAAAAAAAAGAAAAUUUACCAUAUUCUUCUCGCCCUGUCCGAAUGAAACAAAAAAGAAAAAAAAAUGUAGAGAAGCUCUCGUCGUUCGCCGGGUAACGAACGAUGAUUGAUGAUAAAUGAAUGAUGACGAUCACGAUGACGAUGA
This is a messenger RNA of Nomia melanderi (Alkali bee), 9700 nucleotides long. NCBI's taxonomy places the organism in Eukaryota, Metazoa, Arthropoda, Insecta, Hymenoptera, Halictidae. The record is from RefSeq and is a predicted model, not a curated record.